GCCCGAGCCGCGGUGCGCGCCCGGGGCUCGGCCCAUGUCGCCGGAGCCGGGAUGAGGGCGCCCGCGCUGCUGCCGCCCGCGCUGCUGACCUGCUGCGGCUGGCUGCUCGCUCCCGUGAAUAGUGUUCACCCAGAAUGUCGAUUUCAUCUGGAAAUACAAGAGGAAGAGACAAAAUGUGCAGAGCUUCUAAAGACUCAAACAGGAGAAUACAAAGCCUGCACCGGUGUCUGGGACAACAUUACCUGCUGGCGCCCUGCAGACGUAGGCGAGACCGUCACAGUACCCUGUCCUAAAGUGUUCAGCAACUUUUACAGCAAACCAGGAAACAUAAGCAAAAACUGCACAAGGGAUGGGUGGUCGGAGAUGUUUCCAGAUUUCAUAGACGCGUGUGGCUAUCAUGAUGCUGAGGACGAGAGCAAGAUCACCUUCUACAUCCUGGUGAAGGCCAUUUACACUCUGGGCUACAGUGCCUCCCUGGUCUCCCUUACAACGGGAAGCGUAAUUCUUUGCGUCUUCAGGAAGCUGCACUGCACCCGGAACUAUAUCCACCUGAACCUGUUCCUCUCCUUCAUCCUCCGAGCCAUCUCAGUGUUGGUCAAGGACGACGUUCUGUACUCCAGCUCGGGCACACUGCACUGCCCUGACCAGCCAUCCUCCUGGGUGGGCUGCAAGCUGAGCCUGGUGUUUUUCCAGUACUGCAUCGUGGCGAACUUCCACUGGCUGCUGGUGGAGGGGCUGCACCUGCGCACCCUCCUCGUGGCCAUCUUCUCCCCCGGCCGUCGCCUUGUGGCCUACCUCCUGAUCGGAUGGGGCAUCCCCACCGUGUGCAUUGGCGCGUGGACAGCCGCCAGGAUUGCCCUGGAAGACACAGGCUGCUGGGACACCAACGAUCACAGUGUUCCCUGGUGGGUCAUACGAGCACCGAUUCUGACAUCCAUCAUAGUCAAUUUUGUCCUCUUCGUUAGUAUCAUACGGAUCUUACUACAGAAGUUGACAUCUCCAGAUGUCAGCGGCAACGACCAGUCACAGUACAAGAGGCUAACCAAGUCCACGCUGUUGCUUAUCCCACUGUUCGGAGUUCACUACAUGGUAUUUGCUGUGUUUCCUAUCGGCAUCUCCUCCAAAUACCAGAUCCUGUUUGAAUUGUGCAUCGGAUCUUUUCAGGGCCUGGUGGUGGCCAUCCUGUACUGCUUUCUCAACAGCGAAGUGCAGAGUGAGCUGAAAAGGAAGUGGCGAGGCAUGUGCCCCAGCCGGCCCUGCGGCCAGGACUCCCGGCUGCACAGCUCUUCCAUCUCCAGGAACGGCUCGGAAAGUGCCCUGCAGCACCCCCGGGGCUCCCGUGCCCUGUCCUUCCUGCACACAGAGACCUCGGUCAUCUAGCAUGCCACCGCCUCACAGACGGACUCCCCGGGGGCAUGUUAGCCGUGACGUGCUAGCGCUGGUCUCUGUGUGUGCCUCGAUGGAACUGGGGUCACACUGUGGCUGGCUGGCUUUGCCCAGGUUGAUGGGCCCAU
Canis lupus familiaris (dog) is the source of this 1514-nucleotide messenger RNA. It is a transcript of the gene VIPR2, whose product is annotated as vasoactive intestinal peptide receptor 2. Gene Ontology annotation, molecular function: G protein-coupled peptide receptor activity; peptide hormone binding; vasoactive intestinal polypeptide receptor activity. NCBI's taxonomy places the organism in Eukaryota, Metazoa, Chordata, Mammalia, Carnivora, Canidae. Gene Ontology annotation, biological process: adenylate cyclase-modulating G protein-coupled receptor signaling pathway; cell surface receptor signaling pathway. The record is from RefSeq and is a predicted model, not a curated record. Gene Ontology annotation, cellular component: plasma membrane.